AAGACCAGCUUUGAUCCCAAUGUAUUCCUUCAUCUCACCCCAUAGAUGUAUGGACUUGCCAACAGCCAUUCACCGUCGACAGAACCUACAUAAAGAUCCCUUCAUCCUCAUCAUGGCAGCCACAAGUUUCUGUAACAGUUUCUCGUUUCAAUCUUCCAUACAAAGGUCCAAGUUAUUAUUGUUUUGAAAUAUGCAUGAGGUUGUAUCCAAACUCGAAGCUUUCUCCAUAGUCAGCAUGGAUGCACAAUACUGCGUGGAUGAAGCAUACACCGCAACCCACAUACAACCAAGCGUGUACAAUUCGCAAAUUCCCACAUUGAAGAGUAUUGAAGAAAUACAGCACGUGAUAGAAAGGCUGCAGCGAGUCCAGCUUCUUCAAGAACAUCGCAUCACAGAACUUGAACGCCAACUCAAGUCACACAAUGGAAGCGUAGCCGAGUUUCCCUACUUCUCUCGCCUACCCCCAGAGCUAAGAUGCCAAAUAUGGGAACUGGCUUUGCCUGUACAGAUUUUUCGGCCUUUCCGUUACCUUCAGCCUUCGUUCCUGGAAUGGACAAGUGUUACCCCACCGCCCAUAUCUCAUGUCUGUCGGGAGGCUCGAUAUGUCGCACAUAGGCAUGGUGCCCUGUAUUGUCAUGAGUUUCUCGCUCCCAUGUCCUGGACAUGGUUCAACAGACACAAAGAUAUACUGGAUCUUUCCCCGUAUCGCAUACCCAAAGAUGGGUUUAUUCCUCUGCAGACGAAGCUCCUCGAAGAGACUAGAGCCAUCUUGCUGGAUGCAGAUCAUGUCGACCCUCGGUUGGUAGCCGGGCUGUUUGGUAAAGGUAGCCUCCUUCCGAACGUCCGCACCAUCUACCUAAUGGCGGGGAACAUAUUUCUGGCAGAAAGGCAAUCCUGGCAUCCCCAUGCAGUAGCCCGGCUCUUUGGGGGCAGGUCGUUCGCUCAUGUGGACAUAGAAGAUGACAAAGAGGUUGAGCGGCUUGAACAGCUGCUACACGAGAUGGCCAAUGCUUCUGACGGUAGCUUCAUGGACAAGUGGCACAGAGAUACCAUUACCAGGCUGCAGACUCAGGUUCGGCCGACGACCACCGUGAUGGGGCCCUGGAAGAAGGCAAAACAGCUCAUAAUGCAAGGAUGGAUGUCGUACAACGUCGACGCAUUCUCGUCAAAUAUCGAGAGUUAUGUCAAGGAAGACGGUAUGCUGAAAGAAGACGAGGUCAGAAAGUCGUAUCCCGAAAUGCCUACAGUCAAGUUGGUGCAGACAUUUGAGCUGUCACCGGUUACUAAGCUCGCAAAGUGGUACAAAGAUUAUGGAAGACAGUAUAUCGAGGACAUGAGAGGUUGAAUCAAGGGAAUGGAGCAAGUCUGAAAUAUACAUGC
Molecule: messenger RNA, 1380 nt
Organism: Trichoderma harzianum CBS 226.95
Lineage: Eukaryota; Fungi; Ascomycota; Sordariomycetes; Hypocreales; Hypocreaceae
Exons: 1
Coding region: 191-1345 (384 amino acids)
Source: RefSeq, a predicted model, not a curated record